ACUGACAUUAGUUUGCUUGGCAUAUUAUUUGUGUUUCAUAAAAAUAAACAAACUUGUCCAUUUAUCAUUUUAUUCACGAAAAACUUUGGCUAAAGGCUAAUUAGAAUUCAUUGCUAGUAAAUAUGGUUAACUAUUGUUGUGUAUACGGAUGCGGGAGAAAUAGCAAAACCAGUAAACAUUUGUAUUACUACGGUUUACCAAAGGAGAGGAACCGGCUACUACAAUGGCUAGAAGCUAUAGGCCGCACAGAUUUACUAGAAAGAGACCAUAAGAAGCUGACACACCGGGUGUGUUCCCGCCAUUUCUCGCCUUCAAAUAUCAAGAACAAACAUCUAUGUGCUGAUGCUGUACCUACUUUAUGCCUGUCCAAUUAUACAAAUGAUGGAACAAACGAGUCAGAAUCUCAGACAGCACAUCACAACAUAGUAUGCAACAGCUGCAACAAAUCCAUCCUUGGUUUCCGAUACAAGUGCAUCACCUGUCCCGACUAUGAUCUCUGCUCCAAGUGCGAGAUGCUGGAAGCACAUGAUCAGCAUUACUUGCUGAGGAUACCUAAGCCUGUUAAUUUUGCCGUAGCAGAUAAUCUAAUAAAGAAAUGGCGAAAAUUGAUCAAAAAAGAAAGCAUAAAUAUCGACACAAAAACCGACAUAGAUUGCAGUAGUAGUGACGAUGAUGUUCCCAUAACUAAAUAUGUCAAGAACUAUGACAGCGGAAUAGACUUGACAGAAGAAGAAAAAUCUAAAAUCAGAGAUGAAGUAACAAGAGUACUAAAUAUUAAGAAUAAUUACACAGAAGAUUUAGCUAAAACCAAGCAGAAAGCUCUUAAAAGAAAACUGCCACAGAAGAAGAGAAAAGACAAAGAAUUUAAGGAGUUGGUGGAGAUUUGUGUUGGUGCAGAAGAGAUGGCCAGUGUCGCUGCCGUGCCAGAAGUCUUCUUUGCUGAUGUCAAUGAUAUUGCUACCAAUCAGAACUUGGAUGUGAAAGAGGAAAUCACUAAUACUCUUACGCCUUUAGUUGCAGAAACAGAAUCACAACUCGAGCAUAGUAUCAAGCUGAAUGAUGAACUGUCCGAGUUCCUGAUAGGAGUCAAGUAUCCUGGAACUUAAAUUGUAAUAUCAAGAUUAUUUCUAAUCUUUUUUCAUAGAAACUGUAAAUAGGAUAAGGAUAAAGACUAAUAAUCGUGUAAAUCUAUAUUUUUAUUUAUGAAAUAUUAUAAAUAAAUUUGAAUGACA
Messenger RNA from Spodoptera frugiperda (fall armyworm), 1232 nucleotides. RefSeq lists its product as uncharacterized. Lineage: Eukaryota; Metazoa; Arthropoda; Insecta; Lepidoptera; Noctuidae. Bases 123 to 1106 code for a protein of 327 amino acids. Gene Ontology annotation, molecular function: protein kinase C binding; zinc ion binding; K63-linked polyubiquitin modification-dependent protein binding. The record is from RefSeq and is a predicted model, not a curated record. Gene Ontology annotation, cellular component: amphisome; aggresome. Gene Ontology annotation, biological process: mitophagy; aggrephagy; endosome organization. The transcript has 5 exons.